AUGCAAAACAUCUGUAUCAGUCAAUCUGACAGCCCUAGUGGGCAUACUCCACAACAGUUUCCACGAAAAUGGAACUGUAGUAUUGACCGACCACUUACAGCUAAAGAAUAUGAUUCAUUAAUUCAUUUAGCUGAACAUGCAAUAUUCAUUGAUUACAAUGACAGUUGUUUCAGCAAAGCUGUGGAAUCUAUUAAAAAUGAACCCUUGAUUGGAAUUGAUGUGAAGGCAACAAAUAUUGAUAACCAUUAUGAAGUGACACUUCUUAGCAUUUCCACACAAACAUGUGUAUACCAGUUUGACAUACUGAAACUUGGAAUGGCAGCUUUUGACAAUGGAUUACGGUCUAUUUUUGAAAGUAGUGUACAGAAAGUAAUUCAUAAUAGCCGUCUUUCUUCAGGCUGUUUAUAUCAUAAAUACUCAGUCAGGAUAGAUAAUGUUUUUGAUACACAAGUGGGUGAACUAAUGAUAGAGAAGAAUGUAUGUGGAUACUUUCCAAAGUAUGUUUGUAGUUUACCAGAGUGCAUGCAAAUAUUUCUGGGAAUACCACCAAGAGUAGUGCAGUUUAACAAAGGUGAUACGGUAAUGUGGAUGAAGCGUCCUUUGUCACAAAGCCUGAAGUUUGCAGGAGCACAGGAUGCCAUCUUUCUGUUGCCCCUACAGGAAUCCAUAAUGGCCAAAAUGUUUGUAUCUUUAAAGAAAGGUAUAAACAUUUUCCUCAAAACAGUCAGAGAUUCAGAAUGUGAUGAAGCUGCUCAGCACAUAGGAAUGAAUUAUCUCGUUCCACAAGAAUUUCUUGAGCUUGACUGUGGAAGCAGUGAGUCAUAA
This is a messenger RNA of Cryptotermes secundus, 825 nucleotides long. Its product is annotated as piRNA biogenesis protein EXD1. Gene Ontology annotation, biological process: nucleobase-containing compound metabolic process. Gene Ontology annotation, molecular function: nucleic acid binding; 3'-5' exonuclease activity. The coding region runs from base 1 to 825 and encodes 274 amino acids. The record is from RefSeq and is a predicted model, not a curated record. The transcript has a single exon. NCBI's taxonomy places the organism in Eukaryota, Metazoa, Arthropoda, Insecta, Blattodea, Kalotermitidae.